CGCAGGCCCAGGGGAGGGGGCUAGGGGCCUCGAAGGGCUCCGGAGCUGCGACGGUGAGCCAUGGCGCUGGGGCUGCAGCGCGCAAGGUCGAGCACCGAGCUGCGCAAGGAGAAGUCCCGGGAUGCGGCCCGCAGCCGGCGCAGCCAGGAGACCGAGGUGCUGUACCAGCUGGCGCACACGCUGCCCUUCGCGCGCGGGGUCAGCGCCCACCUGGACAAGGCUUCCAUCAUGCGCCUCACCAUCAGCUACCUGCGCAUGCACCGCCUCUGCGCCGCAGGGGAGUGGAACCAGGUGGGAGCAGGGGGCGAAGCUCUGGAUGCCUGUUACCUGAAGGCCCUGGAGGGCUUCGUCAUGGUGCUCACUGCCGAGGGAGACAUGGCUUACCUGUCGGAGAAUGUCAGCAAACACCUGGGCCUCAGUCAGCUUGAGCUCAUUGGACACAGUAUCUUUGAUUUCAUCCACCCCUGUGACCAAGAGGAGCUUCAGGACGCCCUGACCCCCCGGCAGAGCCUGUCCAAAAAGAAGCCCGAGGCCCCCACCGAGCGGUGUUUCUCCCUGCGCAUGAAGAGUACCCUCACCAGCAGGGGGCGCACCCUCAACCUCAAGGCGGCCACCUGGAAGGUGCUGUACUGCUCUGGCCACAUGAGGGCCUACAAGCCCCCUGUGCAGACGUCCCCAGCAGGGAGCCCCAGCUUGGAGCCCCCCCUGCAGUGCCUGGUGCUCAUCUGUGAAGCCAUCCCCCACCCCGGCAGCCUGGAGCCCCCACUGGGCCAGGGGGCCUUCCUCAGCCGCCACAGCCUGGACAUGAAGUUCACCUACUGUGAUGAGAGGAUCGCGGAGGUGGCCGGCUACAGCCCCGAUGACCUGAUCGGCUGCUCCGCCUAUGAAUACAUCCACGCUCUGGACUCGGACGCUGUCGGCCAGAGCGUCCACACCCUGCUGAGCAAGGGCCAGGCAGUAACAGGGCAGUAUCGCUUCCUGGCCCGGAGCGGUGGCUACCUGUGGACCCAGACUCAGGCCACAGUGGUGUCGGGGGGCCGGGGUCCCCAGUCUGAGAGUAUCGUCUGCGUCCACUUCUUGAUCAGCCGGGUGGAAGAGACCGGAGUGGUGCUGUCCCUGGAGCAAACCGAGCGACACUCCCGCAGACCCGCUCAGCGGGGCACCCCCUCCCAGAAGGACGCCCCUGAUGCUGGCGACAGCCUUGAUGCCUCUGGUCCCCGGAUCCUGGCCUUCCUGCACCCCCCUGCCCUGAGCGAGGCCACCCUGGCCGCUGACCCCCGCCGCUACUGUAGCCCUGACCUCCGUCGCCUCCUGGCUCCUAUCCUGGAUGGGACUUCAGUAGCUGCCACGCCCAAUGCACCCCCAGCCACACGGUGCCCCCAAAGCCCUCUUCCGGCCGAUCUGCCAGAUGAACCACUCAUGGACAUGGAGAAUACACACAAGCUCUUGGCCUCUGGCAAAGACCUUGAGACUGUGGACACAGAUCUAGAUAUAGCUCAGGACGCCGACGCUCUGGAUUUGGAGAUGCUGGCCCCCUACAUCUCCAUGGAUGACGACUUCCAGCUCAACUCCAGCGAGCAGCUGCCCCGGGCCUUCCACAGACCGCGGGGCGCCGUCCCCCGGCCCCGCGCACGGAGCUUCCAUGGCCUGUCGCCCCCACCCCCUGAGGCCUCCCUGCUGCCCCGCUGGGGGAGUGACCCCCGGCUGAGCUGCUCCAGCCCCUCCAGAGGGGACCCUUUGGCAUCGUCCCCUGCGGCUGGGGCUCGGAAGAGGACCCUGGCUCAGAGCUCAGAGGCCGAGGCCGAGGGGGUGGAGCUGCUGGGAGUGAAACCCCCCAAACGGUCCUCACGCCCAGAACCCGAAAACUUCCUGCUGCCUCCCCUCAGCCUGAGUUUCCUUCUGACAGGAGGGCCCGCCCCGGGGAGCCAGCAGGACCCCAGCACCCACCUCCUGGAGCUGAAUGAGCCCCUCCGCCUGGGACCCCCGCCGCUCUCUCUCUACCCGGAUGAGGACACCGCGGAGCCCAGGAGCCACUUCCACCCAGCGGCAGGCCCGGCCCAGGCCAACUGAGCGGGCUCCGCCGGGCCCUCUUCCCUGCGCCCCUCCACUCCCCAAAGGACCUCAACCACACUCCACGCCGGCAGCCAAAGCACAGGAUGGGGGCCCCAGGAGAGGGGCUCCCUCCCUCUCCUUUCAGCGGCCCCCGCCCACCUCGGGCCUACCUCAGCCCUCACCCCUCUGCCCCCCACGUCUGGGGGCUUUCGGGGGUGGUCUCAGCUCAGUGACCUCUGGGAGGGGGUCCCUGGCCCCCUCUUCCUCCUUCUCUCAGGACUUCCCUUGGGGUUCUCUGUACUGGUUACCUCAUCCCUUUCUCCCACUCUCCUGGCUUGAUUUUGGGUAAUUAGGGGUCGGGGAGGUGGGGGUUCAGGUCUGUGUUUCUGGGCUCUGGGGAGUAUGGGUAGUAACCACAGUCACAUUUCUUUCCAUCCAUGUCUGUUGUUUUCACGAUGGGUUUUUGAUCGCUAUGAAUUGCCCGGGGUCCAUAAGAAUGCAGGACUCUGAUUCCCACCCCCCUUCUUCAGGUGUUUUUUUUGGGGGGGCCCUCUGGGGCAGACUGCACCCCUAGCAACUUCAGAUCAAUCCCCUUAGCCUCCCAAGUGGCCACCCCGCUCUGCCUGCCCCUCCAUAGGGGCUUCUGCGGCCCCCAGUCUCCUCUGGGCACUGGCUUCGUUCACAGGCUUCCCGUUUCCAGGGGCAGCCAGCCUCCAACUUCCUCUGCUUCCAGAUCCUACAACUUCCAGAUCUCUCCGGUUCUAGACCACUCUGUUCCUGACCUUCUCUGGUUCUAGACUGUCCAGCCCCCAGCAGUCUUAGACCUCACAUGCUCCAAACCCCUCUGACUCCAGACCUCACAACGUCUAGCUCUUUCUUGUUCUGGACCUCACAACCUCCAGCGCCAGGUUUGUCCUUCACGGUCUCCUCCACGGCUGCCUUGUUCUAGGCCUCACAACCUCCAAGUCCCUCUGGCUCCAGAGCCUAGAACCUUACCGGCUCCUCUGGUUCUAGACCUCACAUUGACUUCUCCUCUGGUUCUAGACCACUCCUUGUAAAUGUCUCCCCCUUGUACCAGAGGUCACAUGCUGUAACUCCUGCUGGUUACAGGUCUUACAACCCAUGACUGCCUCUGAUUCUGGACGCCACAGCCUAAACUUCAUAUUGGUUCUAGUCUUCCUGAUCUGUAAUAUGUUUGGGUCCAAAUCCAGACUUCUUAAAUUUUCAAAACAUGAUGCUUCAUGAUGCCCAGCUCCUUCCCUUUCAACUUUCUACACUCAAGACUUGCUUUCCCAAUCAAAAAGAAGUAAAAUGAGCUUUAUGGCUUGAGCUUAUAACCAUUGUAGUACUUCCAGAUUGAAUGGCAUGCCCCAGUUCAUUUGCUCUAGACCUAAUGACCUCCACCAUUCACGGUUCGAGGCUAUAAAACCUUUAGACCUUGCAAUUCCCAGGGCCCUCUGAUUCCAGAUAUGAUGAUCUCAUUUCUCCUGAUUCUUGAACUUGGCUUCAAAUGUCUUCUGAUUCCAGACUGCACCCUCUCAGUUCCCCAGGUUCUAGACCUCACAAUCUCCAAUUCCCUCUCCAGAUCUUGACUCCAAAUUAUCUUAGAUCCAGAACUUAGCCUCCAAACAUCUAAUUCUAGAUCUUGACUUAUAAAAAUUUCUGGUUCUAGACCCUACAGCCCCCAGCUCCUGAUUCUACAUCUUGCCUCCAAAACCUCUCUGGUUCUAGAGCUCAGUCCUCAGACUUUUCCUAAUUCCACUCUUUGUAGUCUGUAGAUCCCUCUGGUUCGAGGCCUCGCAGCCUCCAGUGAUCUCUGACUUCAGAUCAAAAUUCGUUUGGUUCUAGAACUCAGCCUCCAAGUGCCUCUGAUUCUAGAAUCUGGACACCACCCUGGGGAUUCCUCUGGUUCUGAAUCUAAUGACCUUGGACUUUCUGAUUCCAGACCAUACCCUCUUGAUUCUGGGCUUCCUGCCCUACUCAACUUGCCCCGAUUCCUGCUGUCUUAAGUCUUCCCAACCCAGGUUCCUCUGCUUCAUGCUUAAGCCUCUCCAUUCUUGACCUCACAUCCCUAGUUUCCCUGCCCUAGAACCACUACUACCCCGCCGCCCGCUCUCCUGAGACGUGCUUCCCUUUACUUCACCCCAGGUACCCGGGGGACCUGGGGGUUCCUUACAAUCCAGGAGACUUCCCUAGCCGCACGGACACGCGCACAGCCCUAUCUGCAUAUCACGGGUGGGGAGAGGCUGGGACUCCUCAGUACUCUGCCACUACCUGUGUAUCCCCCUUACUCCUGACCCCAUUUCUACGAUGGUGCUACUCUUGGUCUCCCACACCAAAAGGCCUCCCUCUCUCAGCUCGGUUCACCCCCAUUUUGGAAGGCACUUCUCUGUUUUGUCAGGGGAUGGCCUGUCCAGAUUGGUGCUACGGGGGGAGAAGGCUCCAGUCCCUCUUUCCCUCAGGAGGUAACCCCGGCCAUCGAUGGAGGGAACUGGACUGGCUUGGGGGAGGGGAAGGGAAUGGCCCAGCCACUCUGGCUCUGAAACCCACUAAUCUGUAUACCGCCAUAAAGACUUUGCCUUGGUAGGCACCAGA
Molecule: messenger RNA, 4647 nt
Organism: Hyaena hyaena (striped hyena)
Lineage: Eukaryota; Metazoa; Chordata; Mammalia; Carnivora; Hyaenidae
Gene: HIF3A
Product: hypoxia inducible factor 3 subunit alpha
Exons: 15
Coding region: 61-2070 (669 amino acids)
Biological process (GO): cellular response to hypoxia; regulation of transcription by RNA polymerase II
Molecular function (GO): RNA polymerase II transcription regulatory region sequence-specific DNA binding; DNA-binding transcription factor activity, RNA polymerase II-specific; protein dimerization activity
Source: RefSeq, a predicted model, not a curated record